This is a messenger RNA of Trichechus manatus latirostris (Florida manatee), 4959 nucleotides long. It is a transcript of the gene MXI1, whose product is annotated as MAX interactor 1, dimerization protein. NCBI's taxonomy places the organism in Eukaryota, Metazoa, Chordata, Mammalia, Sirenia, Trichechidae. The transcript has 6 exons. Gene Ontology annotation, biological process: regulation of transcription by RNA polymerase II. The record is from RefSeq and is a predicted model, not a curated record. Gene Ontology annotation, molecular function: DNA-binding transcription factor activity, RNA polymerase II-specific; protein dimerization activity; RNA polymerase II cis-regulatory region sequence-specific DNA binding. The coding region runs from base 389 to 1276 and encodes 295 amino acids.
CCAUUCCGAUUAAAAUGUACCGUGGUAAGAUUUUGGGGAGAGGAGGCGGGGGUGGGGUGCAGGGGCCUGCAGGAGGCGGUCUCUGCCUCGCCUGUCUCCACCUUUUAUUUUGACCGGUCCGAUGCCGGCGGGCUCGCACUAGGACCCAGGCGCCAGAGCGCCUCUGUCUGUCCUGUAGGUUCAUUCAAUCUCCCAUACACACAGACCCACAGCGAGCCUGACACACUCACACACACACAACUGCACGCAGCGAGGCUCGGGAAGUCAGGCCAGCUCCUCGCCCCGGCGCUUCCUCGGCUCCAGACGGCGGGGUCUCCCGGGGGCUUCGCGCUCGAGCGGGCCGCUCAGCCCGGGGAGAGGACGAGCUCGGCGGACCCCCUGUCCCUCCAUGGGCAAACGCGGGCGGCCGCGCAAGGAGGCGCGUUGCGAGAGCUCCGGACCGGACCCCUCCGCGCCCCCGGCCGUGCCCCCGGCCUCGGCAGCGCCCCAGCCCCCGGCCCAGCCCGACGAGCCCGCCGGUGCCAAACCCAGGUGCCCCUUCUCGGACAUCUUCAACACCAGCGAGAACUCGAUGGAGAAGCACAUCAACACUUUUCUGCAGAACGUGCAGAUUCUGCUCGAGGCCGCCAGUUACCUGGAGCAGAUCGAGAAAGAAAACAAAAAGUGUGAACAUGGCUACGCCUCAACGUUUCCCUCCAUGCCAAGCCCCCGGCUGCAGCAUUCAAAGCCCCCACGGAGGUUGAGCCGGGCACAGAAACACAGCAGUGGGAGCAGCAACACCAGCACUGCCAACAGGUCUACGCACAAUGAGCUGGAAAAGAAUCGACGAGCUCAUCUGCGCCUGUGUUUAGAACGCUUAAAAGUUCUGAUUCCAUUAGGACCAGACUGCACCAGGCACACAACACUUGGUUUGCUCAACAAAGCCAAAGCACACAUCAAGAAACUUGAAGAAGCUGAAAGGAAGAGCCAGCACCAGCUUGAGAACUUGGAACGAGAACAAAGAUUUUUAAAGCGGCGACUGGAACAGCUGCAGGGUCCGCAGGAGAUGGAACGAAUACGAAUGGACAGCAUUGGCUCAACUAUUUCUUCAGAUCGUUCUGAUUCAGAGCGAGAGGAGAUUGAAGUGGAUGUUGAAAGCACAGAGUUCUCCCAUGGAGAAGUGGACAAUAUCAGUACCACCAGCAUCAGUGACAUUGAUGACCACAGCAGCCUGCAGAGUAUUGGGAGUGAUGAGGGUUACUCCAGUGCCAGUGUCAAACUUUCGUUCACUUCCUAGAACCCAGCAUGACAUAACAGUGCAGGGCAACAUACUCACUGGGCCAAUUCAAUCCAAACGAUCUCUUAAAUUGGGUUCAUGAUGCAGUCUCCUCUUUAAAACAAAACAAAACUAUACUUGAACAAAAGGGUCUCAGAAGACCUGUAUUUAAGCAAAUACAUAGCAAAAAGUGGGGCAGAGCCUCCCCAGCAGAAUACUCAUAAUAUUCAUAUUGGAAAAUCACAAUUUCUAAUGGCAGCGGAAAACUUGUGUGAGAUUUCCUUGAUUUGACUUAGUUGAUUUAAAAGAGGACAUUGGAGAUUCCAUCCUCUCUUUCUUUUCUAGUUUGCUCAUACUGCAUUGAGUAGACAUGUUUAAGGAUGGGUUAUGAGCCCUUCCUGAGCUUUGUGGUCCUAAAAACAAACGAAAUCAAACCUGUAGUAAUGACAAGACAAGAUGAAAUCAGGCAUUAAUCCUGGAUAGCUAAAGAGCUAUUGUCACUCAGCCUGGGACAGCUUAUCAUGAAGCCUGUGGAUGAUCAAUUCUUUAAAAAAAAAAAAAAAAACUCAUUUCAUGCUCUGCAAAAGGAGAGAUUCCCAUGAAGCCUGUUGAAAGGGAUCAUCAUGCAGCUCAGCUUUCUGUUGGAUUCCAUGCUAAGCAAGCUAACCUUAUCCUGCAUUGUUAGCACUAGGGCACCAAACCGCCAGCUCGCCAGCCAGCCAGCCGCCCCUAGGCCCCUUGGGCAGCUUGGAGGCAGUCAGUGCAUGACAGCCUCCACACAAGGCCCGUGAGUACGGAUUGAGGGGCCAGAAGGAAAAAGCUCCACAUGCCUCUGUGUCUGCGUGGGCCAGAAGAGUUUUGCACGCAGAUAAGCAGGCCAAGGUCUGAGCCACGGCAGCAUUUUUAUUUCAGAUUUUGAUAACUGUUUGUAUGUGUUGAAACCAAAAUGACAUCUUUUUAAAAGCUUGUCCAUAAAAAACAUAGAUGUCUUUUAUAGUGGAAAAACACAUGGGGAAAAAUCAUCUAUUUUGAUGCAGCAUUUGAUAAUGAUAAAACACCUCACACCUCACUCUUGUAUAGUGCACAGAAUGAAUGAGGUCUGGGCUAGGUAGAAAAAUGGUCAGUGCUAAUGUUUUUGUUUUCUUUUAGAAUCAUUACCCUUUACCAGCUUUUAACCAUCUGGUAUCUAUAGUAGACUAUCAUAGUUAACAUAGUUAAGUUCAGCACUUGUCUCAUUUUAGUGUAAAGAUUUGCUUCCAUUUUCCUACAGGCAGUCUCUCUCCUUCCUCACAAUCCCACUGUGCAGGUGCUAUUGUUGCUCUUAUGAAUAUUUUCAGAAAUGUUAUUUUCUUUAAAGUGAAAUUUCUAGCCUGCACUUUGAUGUCGUGUGUUUCCUCUGUUUUAAACCCCAAGGUUCCCCUCUUGCCCUCUCCUUUACCCCAGGAAGCCUUCUUGGAGACCUUACCCCUGGCUGUUUGAACUUUGUAUACUUUAAAUAAUUUAACUACCCUUAAUUACUUAAAAAAAAGCUUUAUGAUUUUCGUAACUUAUUGCUGAUUUUAAUGGGUUGUUAAUUUCAGUCCUGUAGUUUUAUUUUAUGUUUUAGGUAGGGCUGGGCAAGAAAAAAGAAAAUAAAGACAACUGUAUUUAGCAGUGCAGUUGAGUUGUGUGUUAAUGUUAGACUAUCCUUUGUAAGUAGCACUUUAACAGCAUUCAUUGCUUCUGUCUAUGAAGUGUACCAUACAUAAGGCCUCAGCAUAUACUUACCUGUUCUUGUGCUCUUCCUGUGCCUCCAGAAAUAUUUUAUCCUUGAUUGUGCUAUGUUUGAGUGGAAGAAUUCUUUGAAGUAGAUGUGUGUGAAAAACUGCAUGCCUUUAGAAGCCCAUUAUUAAAACCUGCUACUUCAGGUGCUAGAGACUUAAUGAGAAACAAUGACAGACAAAUUCAUUUUUGUGGCCCAGGUAAAUUAUUUCUGGUUUCAUUUAUAGUUAACUCCUGGCCAGGUUAAAAUGUUGCUCUGUAUAUUUGCUUAAUUUUGACGUUCCCAAGUGAGACAGUUUGAAGACUGUGCUAACUACCAUGGAAAGUAAAUGGAAGCUGAUCACUAAGCUUCCAUUUUGUUAUUCCCAUGGCAUUCACGUAUGUCAUUUUGCCUAGUGUUGGAAUUUGGGACUUCAUUCAGGUGAACUUGAGGUGCUGUCAUUUUGUUGUACAUGUACAAGGUGGUGGGCUGGAAAGCCUUUGUUGCAAACCUACGGUACGUAUUUCAACUGCCCCCUAAAUUACUCUUUCCCUGGGUUUGUUUUCCUUGGGGAAGGUCGGGGGUGGAUUGUACCAUGAGCAAGAAGUAUUAAUUUUUUAAAAGACAAAUUGACUUUGAAGAUACAACAGUUAACUGCAAGAAAUAAAAAUUGUGAAUGAAGAAUACCCGAGUGCUUUUUGUACCACCCUUCUCUAUGAAGGAAAAAAUUACGGCUGAGGAUCCACACCUUGAGAGGCAACUACCUUAUAAAAGUCUGUGUUGAUACUACAUCAGCAGUCAGGAAUUAAUGGCAGCUUGAAUGGUCAUUUCUGUUUUCUGUUCUACAGUUUAAAUGGGUGCUUACCUUACUGAUAAGUCCUCACAGUCUGACUGCAGAUGGUGUAAUAUCUGAUAAUCUUAACUGCUUCAGGUUAGACACAAAGCUGUUUGUCAUUCUCAUUAUCUGUUCUCCAAAUAACUUUUUAGGGGAUCCCUUUGGCUAUACUAUUCAAAUGCUUUUCAAGUCUAGAAAUUUCCAAUUAGUCCCCACUAACCUGACUUAGGAAACCCUGGUGGCGUAGUGGUUAAGAGUUCGGCUGCUAACCCAGAGGUUGGGUGCUGUUUGGAAACCCUAUGGGGCAGUUCUCUGUCCUCUAGGGUCACUAUGAGUCGGAAUCGACUCGACGGCAGCGGGUUUGGUUUGUUUGUUUUUUAACCUGACUUAGGGUACCCAAUAUAUGUCUAUAAAUGAUACUUAUAUUGAGGAGCUGUGGUGGCUCAGUGGUUAAGUGCUCAGCUACUUAAAUCAGUGCACCAUCAGAGAAGGAUUCUGAUAAAAGCCACUGUGACCUGUAAUUUCUGGUUAGAAUAGGUAUGAGAACUCCUAUAGAAUGCCUUUUCUAAUCCCCAUGGCAAUGACCACUUUUAGCAUUAUGAAGGGAUUUUAAAAGGCAAAGCUCCUAAGACCACACUGCUUCCUGAAAUUGUACAGCCUCUUGGAGAAGGAUUUUUCUGUGUGUGUUUAUUUUCUUUCACUUAAAGAAGCAACUGCAUUUUCCCAUUUUUGUAUUAUCCUUCCACCUCAAAUUCCCAGACUAACCCAACAUACCUACCAAUACCAGCAUAAGGUGGAAAGAAUAAGAAGGGUUUUUGAUCAGAUUUAAAUCCCUUUUCCAACACUGGCUACACUCAGAAGUUACCUAAUUUCUUCAUUGAGCCUGUUUCCUCCUAAAAAAUCGUUAAAAAUACUACCUUUAUCUUGGAAGGUUGCAAGGACUAAAGGUGAUAUGUAUAAAUUACCCCCUCCCCAAAUCAAGGAACUUGUAGCACCAAAAGGAGAUUAAGAGGUAAGUAUUUCUUUCUCUGAUGAAUGCAAUCUUUCAAGUUAUUUUGACUCUGGAUCUUACAAAAAAGGGCUAUUUCUAAAUAUAUAUUAGUUCAUUUAAAAAAAAAAAAUUCCAUG